AUCAUCAUCUCGAAAACCCUAAUUCUGAGAUUUCGCACGAACUCAUUUCAGCUUCUUGCAGCCGGCGGAACGGAGGAACAAAAAGCAGAGAAGCUAAUCAAUCAUGGGAAAGGUUCACGGAUCUUUGGCUCGUGCCGGUAAGGUUAGAGGACAAACUCCAAAGGUUGCGAAGCAAGAUAAGAAAAAGAAGCCCAGAGGUCGUGCUCACAAGCGUCUGCAGCACAACCGUCGUUUUGUCACCGCAGUUGUUGGUUUCGGAAAGAAGAGAGGACCCAACUCUUCUGAGAAAUAGAAGAAGUUAGAGAGAAAGAUGUUGUCGUGAAACUUCUCAAGGUCAUUUGUAACUUUUUGUUUUCUUUGGCACCGAACUAUUAUGUUUUGAUUCUAUGCUAUGAAAUACUGUUUUUUCACUUAUGAUUUUGGUCAAUUAAACAUAAGAUAUGAUUUUUGCCAAUACAUUACAACAAGACCAAUGAUCAUAAUUCGUGUUCUAA
Molecule: messenger RNA, 494 nt
Organism: Arabidopsis thaliana (thale cress)
Lineage: Eukaryota; Viridiplantae; Streptophyta; Magnoliopsida; Brassicales; Brassicaceae
Product: Ribosomal protein S30 family protein
Exons: 3
Coding region: 104-292 (62 amino acids)
Biological process (GO): translation
Cellular component (GO): ribosome
Molecular function (GO): structural constituent of ribosome
Source: RefSeq, marked reviewed